CAGCCUUCGCCCCAUUCAUUCAUCUUCAACUCAUCAAUAUUCUCCAUAAACAAAUCAAAUUUUCCCACUACCUUGUUCUUACACACACACAAAAAAAGAGAUUUUUAGCAUCGUCUACUUUUAGUUGUAGGAGUCAAGAAUGAGUUCUACAAGCCGUGCUUGGACCGUGGCAGCAAGUGUUGGAGUGGUGGAGGCCUUGAAGGACCAGGGAAUCUGCAGGUGGAACAGUGUUAUGAGAUCAGCACAGCAACAUGCUAAACAUAAUAUGAGAUCUUUGUCUCAGACCAAGAAGCUUUCUUCUCAAUCAUCUGCCAUGGCUUCUUCGAAAUUCAAAGAUGAGAAAGCCAAGCAAUCAGAGGAGUCUUUGAGAACCGUCAUGUACUUGAGUUGCUGGGGUCCCAACUAAACAAAGAAUAAUCGGAUUUAUGCAAUUCGGGAUUUCCUUUCCCUUUUCUUCGAUCAUGAAGCGAAGGAAGAUAAAGAAAUGGAUCCAGAGUCUCAUCCAACAUGCUAUAUAUAUGCUUGCUUGAACUGAGCAUGUGUAUAGUAUGAAGCA
Molecule: messenger RNA, 556 nt
Organism: Vigna angularis (adzuki bean)
Lineage: Eukaryota; Viridiplantae; Streptophyta; Magnoliopsida; Fabales; Fabaceae
Exons: 1
Coding region: 140-406 (88 amino acids)
Source: RefSeq, a predicted model, not a curated record